AUUAAAUUUAACACAUAUAUUAGCACUUUUUUUUUUAAGCGCAGUCAGAGUCCACGGCUAUGGUGUACCAUGCGACGCAAGAGCAACAUGUGGAUAAGGUCGGGGGUGGCGGUAUUCGUCGUCUUCUUCGUCUGGCUGCAGCUCAAUUUCUUGAGUUACAGCGGGUCCGCGGACACAGCCGAUCUAAACGAGUCUGCGACCAUCUUCAGCAUGGUGCCAUCCGUUUUGCACAAGUUUCUCACCCCGAGGCCUCGCAACGUUUCAAAUAUAAAUGGCAGCGCCACCAACGCCACGUAUCGAACGUCGCUCAACAUCACCGAAAUCAAGAAGUUCAUCGCACAAUGCAACUUGCAGCAAACCAUUUACAACGAAGAUCUAUUCGGACCAUUACAAAAUGAUUCUGUUAUUAUUAUUGUUCAGGUACAUGAUCGAAUAACGUAUUUAAGACACCUAAUUGUUAGUUUAGCACAAGCUCAAGACAUUUCGCAAGCCUUAUUGAUAUUCUCCCACGACAUUUUUGAUGAAGAAAUUAAUAGUUUGGUCCAAAGCAUCGAUUUUUGCAAGGUGAUGCAGGUGUUUUAUCCGUUUUCGAUACAGACGCACCCCAACGAAUUUCCCGGGGAAGAUCCUAACGAUUGUUCACGAAAUUUAAAACGAGACGAGGCGUUGGUUCAGAAAUGCAAUAACGCUCCUUAUCCCGAUCUUUAUGGACAUUAUCGAGAAGCGAAAUUCACGCAGACGAAACACCAUUGGUGGUGGAAAGCCAACAGGGUGUUUAAUCAGCUUGAAGUUACCAGGAACCAUACUGGGUUGGUCGUUUUUUUAGAAGAGGAUCAUUUUGUCGCACAGGAUUUUAUACAUGUUCUUAAAUUAAUGGAUAACACUUGCAAGACUUCGUGUCCACAAUGUAACAUACUUUCUUUGGGAACUUACUUGAAGACGUUUUCUUAUUACGCUGACUCAAAGAAGAAGGAACUGUUGCGCGCGAUUAAGCAACAAGCAACGGUAAACGUGAUGCAACCGUCGUGGACUUUUCAAGUGUUACCUUCGCUUUACCAGCACACUCAGAAGGUUGAAAUCACGCCGUGGAUAAGCAGUAAACACAACAUGGGGAUGGCGUUUAAUAGAACGACGUGGAAUCUCAUCAGAAAUUGCUCCGAGUUCUUUUGCAAGUACGAUGAUUAUAAUUGGGAUUGGUCUCUACAACACGUUUCGCAGUAUUGCUUAAAACAACGGUUGCAUGCUAUGGUGAUUAGAGGACCUAGAGUUUUUCACAUUGGGGAAUGUGGCGUUCAUCACAAAAAAAAUAAUUGCGAGUCAACAGGAGUUAUAUCGAAGGUGCAAAAGGUGCUGAAAUCGGCGAAAAAUCACCUCUUCCCAAGUUAUCUUACUUUGACUUAUGUGACGCCAUUAAAAAAGACGAAAAUACGUAAAGGGAACGGUGGUUGGGGAGACCGUCGUGAUCAUAUGUUGUGUAUAGGGAUGACAGCGAGAUAGUCAACUUUUAACUCACCGAACGUUACCCGUCUAGUCGAAUCGAAGCGAAAUUUCGCCGAUAGUGUCAUAUUUUUCUCCGUACUACGCAUCGCCUGGGACCUGAUAAAACAUGAUAAAACAUUGUAACCCCCGUACUUACCAAAACAUCACUUCAGUUUAGGUCUGUUCUUCGGAAGGCGUAACAAAACUAGCGUACGACUAUUUGAAAUCUAGUCAAUUGUUUUUAUAUCGAUUUUUAGUUUUCUUUUCUGUUUUGUUAUAGGUUUAUUUUUCAGUUAAAGUUUGAGAGAUAUGUGAUCGUCAUAUCAUGUACUGAGCGUUUUUUUUUUAAUUCCAGUUAUUGACCGUAAAGCCUAAUUACUGUAAAGAAGAAAACUAAUAAGCUAAGUACAUAAUGUCCAAAAUCAUACCAGAGAAUUGUUACCUUAAACCUAAUAUUACUAAAGAUGAAAAUAUAAAAACUAGUAUGUACAUAAUUUUUUACAUACUUUCAUAUAAUCGUAUUAAGUAAAAGAUCAAGAAAGCUUGGAUUGUGAUAUAUACGUAGUUAUAGUAUUUUUGUGUUGUUACUUUUUUUCAUUACGAUUUUGUUCGAAUAUACAUCGAGGGAUUACUCAAUAAAAUGUUGAAUCCUGUAAAGAUAACAUCGAUAAGACAUUAUUUGUAAAUUACGGCCGAUGGACGUUUUAUUGAGGCACUAAUUAAUUAUACUUAAUGACUCAAAGAAUUAAUUACUAAUUAUUUUAUUAAAUCGCCAAAAACAAUCUUUGGGUCAUUCUGUAUAUAGCUUUAAGUCAUAUAAUAUAUGUAACAUAAAUCUAUAUGAUGAUAAAUUAGUUAUAUUUGUAGAAGCUAAUUAAAGGAAUUUAUUCACAAACAAAAGUAGUGUUUCGGCCUAAAGAAUUUUGUUUUGUACUUAAGGGGAGCUUUUUGCGGCUCUCCUUAGUCACAUGCAUGUUACGAACGUAUACAUUAGAUUUGUAUAAAGCUCGAUAUAGAUAUUAGUGGGGAUAUAUUGUAUAUUUUUCGAAAUGGUUUCGCUUUUUUACAUUGGUAGCAGUUCUGCACAACGCGUCUCGUUCGGACGUUUGGGACGUACUUAAAAUUUAGCAUAUCUUCGUAAACUGAUUACGACAUUUUUUACGUGUACGAUAAUUCCAGUCUAUGUAAUAUAAAAAAGUUUCAAAAGUAAAAAUUUAUUAUAAGGAUAAAAUAAA
Messenger RNA from Onthophagus taurus, 2714 nucleotides. It is a transcript of the gene Mgat2, whose product is annotated as alpha-1,6-mannosyl-glycoprotein 2-beta-N-acetylglucosaminyltransferase. The record is from RefSeq and is a predicted model, not a curated record. Gene Ontology annotation, biological process: oligosaccharide biosynthetic process; protein N-linked glycosylation. Gene Ontology annotation, cellular component: Golgi stack; Golgi membrane. Lineage: Eukaryota; Metazoa; Arthropoda; Insecta; Coleoptera; Scarabaeidae. Gene Ontology annotation, molecular function: alpha-1,6-mannosylglycoprotein 2-beta-N-acetylglucosaminyltransferase activity.